CCCCGAUCCGGCCCAACAGUCGCUAUACCAUACCGACACCGGCAGGAUCGGAAACGAAUCAAUUAGACAAUUAUCAACCAUUAAUGACUAAUUCCGAGUUUUCAGUCCCCCGAAAAAGAAUUCACCCUAAAAAUCAGCUGAUAAUUGAUAGUGAAAAACUGAAGGAGGAUAAGGAUGGGGAUCAGAAAUCGCGAAUCCAGAGUUGGACGUCGAUUUGGAUUCUUCAACGAAAGGGAGGAAAAUGGAAACAGUGAGAGAUUAGAGAAGUUGAAGCAAACCUCAGCAGCAGCAGCAGCAGCUGGAGGAGCUUCGUAGCUACGAGAGUCGCCAGAUGGUUAUGAAGUUGCUGCCUCCGUCGUCGCCGCGUCACUCCUUCCUCCGAUCGAGCUUUACUCUUCUUUGCGCCGCCGACCGGCUAUUGGAGACGGCGGACAGCUCCGGCCAGCAGCGGGAAGGCGAUAGCUGGCUGAUUGAGUGUAGCUAGACCAAUGCAGUACUCGUCGAGCGAGAGGGAAGAUUGGAGAGAAUGUCAGGGUUUAUAAAGAGAGAGAUCGCAUCCGACAUUUUUGCUGAUUUCGAAUUGGGAUGGAGGGAAGCAAAAGAACAAAGUGAGAAUUGGGGGAAGAAGAAGAAGAAGAAGAAGAAAAAUGAGAGCAGCUCGUUUCACUGAUGACGAGGCGGAGACUAGGGCGAGGGAAGAGAGCGGUGGUCCCCAGUGUCUGGGAGUCACGUGGCGGUCAGGUGGCGCUAACUCUGGCCGUUGAUUUCAUGCUUUAAUACGAUCAGGAGCCGUUGAUUUUCUGCAUAGUACGGUCGGAAUUAGUUUUUUGAAGUUCGGGGCGUGGCGCGGUAUUCUAGGGCUGCGACUGGCUUCCUUUACCUAUUUAGAUUUCUCACGGCACUUUUGCUUUUUUCAUUUUAAUUUUCCGCGCCACUGAGGCUGAGGCUGGAUGGUAAAAAUUAAAAUUAGUAAAUUACCCAUUUGGUACUACAUACGAUUAAAUAUUUAAAUUCAAUUUGGUUCUAUGGUAUUUCGAAUCCAAAUGAUGCAUUAUUUUGCUAUGUGGCAUUUCAUUUUGAAAUGUGGUAAUUGGUGUAAUUGUCUUGUUUGGAUAAAACAUUCAAAUAUUGUGGUAUUUCACCACUUAAAAGAAGGGAUGAAGUGGAAAAGGAAGUUGGGAGAUGAGGUAUUUGAAAUAACUAGGGGGUGGGUAGGUAUUUCAAAUAACUCACAAUGAGUUAUUUCAAUUGACUCAUGGACAAAAUACCACAUUCUACUUUAUUUUUGCCAAACGAGUUAUUUUGAUUGAAAUACCCCAUUCUGAGUUAUUUCGACCAAAUUACCUCAUCAAAAUACUGCAUCCAAACGACCCGAUAUCGUAAUAAAUACUGGUUUAGUUCAUAUUCAAAUCGAACUAGUUUAGGUUCAAACUUCAAAUCACAUAUAUAAGGAGAAAAUGAAGACUAUAUUAUAAGCUAUCGUCGGAACCGAUCCUGACUUUGUUUAGUCCGUACAUAGAUGUUUAUCUUGAUCUUUGAUUUGAUAGUUAUACUAUACGCAUUGAAAUUACCGACAACAAUGUCAAAUUAUAUCGUAAUACGUUAUCGGAUCAACAAUAUGAACUCGAGGACUCAAAAGCUCUCCUCUUUCUUCUCUAAACUCUCAAUCCAGCCACUCAUCAUCACUAAUGCUCAAGUAGUUGGUGAUUACACAGUCAAGAACAGAAACAUCAAACAAGUAGCUUACCUUUUGUGAACCAUGCAAUGGUUGGAUAGUUAGGUAAUACAUGAAGAUAGUAUCUUGCAAAUGUAAUUUCAAUAACUGCUGUAUUGUUAAGCUGUUUGGAUUGACAUGACAUUUGAUGACGAAUUUUAUAUUACCAAUUAGUUCAUAUAAAGAGCAUUUAUGCAAUGAGUUACGUUAACAAUGUGUACUGUUUAAAUUAAUCCAAAGACAAAAAUAUAAAUGGUUAUCGUGUAGCCUAGAGUGACAUGAUAUUGUUGUCCUCUAAAUAUUUUGCCCUCAGUGUAUCAUAGUAUUUCCAUACAUGUUAGUACGAUCAACCAGAACUACACUGAUGAGCAAAGCUAAAUGUACAUCCUCAGUCAAACUAAACUAGCCAAGAGUAUUGAAUAGGGUUGUAGGUUUGGUUAAUCGAACCGGAACAAUUAACAACCAUAAAUCAAACUACUAUGUUUCUCGAAAAUCGAAAUCAUAUAUCCCAAUUAAAACAAAAUUCCCUACACCCUCAACUAAUGUUUUUCGGUUUUGAUUCCUUAUUUUCGGUAUUAAUCUAAAAGAUAGAAACCAAUUUGGUACAGAUUACUCGAAACCGAUAUAGACUUUACCGAUUUGGGUUCCAUUUAAACCGAAACCAAUAUCAAUAUAGAACUCCAACUUUGGCACCCUCUAUGCAUGCUAAAAGUUCCAAAAUGAAAACCUAAUGUAUCCCUGAACACAUGUUUGGGCUGAAGCCUAAAUCAGAGUUAAGUCACACAUUUGCAAUGAAUAAGUGAUACUAAUAUUCCUACUGUUGAGUCUCUCCCCAUUCCACCUUGCUUACCCAUACAGGAAUUUUAGUCUCUCUUCGAUAAAUCAUCAAAGGCUACAUUGGAUGCCUUGGUACUAAUACAAUUUUGGGGCAAUUUAAUUCUCCUCACUUACCUUAUUUGAAUCAUUGCAUAUGUAAAAAGUGGGGUCUGGUUAAUAGUCCACAAAUUUUAUGUUGUUAACGGGCAUCCCUAACUUGGAAUAGGUGGCAUCGGUAAGAUUUGGUAAAUUUAGUGCUAUUGAAUUCAUGAACACGAAGCUACAGAUGAAGAGAGAAGGAGUGGGUAAGCCUUCGUGUUACAGAGUACGUAACAAAAAGAGGGAUUGUAGAUAAUUGUUGGAUUGCCAAACAGCUGGAGGUCGUCUACAAAGAGCAGUGCUAUGUAAAAAUAUUCUCGAUUUUUUACUUUUAUGUUUUGUUUCAGGUCUAGUGGCUUAGGUAUAGGCAAAUGCUCGUGCUGCUGUAUUGGGAUUUAGUAGGAUCUUGCAAGCAUUUCGUAAACUCGGAUCCCUUUUUUACUUAGUAGAUUAUAGUUGUGAUUUGGAUCGAGCACUCUCAUUUUUGUUUGUAAAGAGUCGAAAAGUCUUGUUCAAAAUUCAAGUAAUGAAAUUGAUGCUCACUGGUAUAUAAAAACGCUCUGGGGUUUGAUUAAUAAAUCAAAAACCUUCUAUCCUAACAUCAAUGCCAAAGAGAGACUGCUCGUAUUAACUUAACAAAAACUAGUCCGAAAAGAAGAAAACCGAAGCAAGUAAAACACAAACUACAGAGAGGGGACUCGUGGGCUCCUCCUUGGGCUAUAACUUGCCUUCCCAUUUCCUCCUCCUAUGCUCUUAAGCUACUCAAUCAAAACCGGUCAAUUUCAUCCACUUACUAUAUAUAUAAUACCUCGGAAUUCUCCUUUCUUUCUCAAUUUACAAAGCCAUAACACAACAGAAAGAUCCCAAAACAACACAUCUUCACAAUGAGGAAAACCAAAUCACUUCAUCCCUCCACUCUCGUGAUCAAAACCUCCCUCUCCUUGUUCUUCGCCCUCUUCUUGGGCCUAGCCAGGCCCGACCCGGACCCGCUCCAAGACUACUGCGUGGCGGACCAGAAACCUCCCCAGGCCCAGUCCGUAUUCAUCAAUGGAGCCGCCUGCAUCAACCCCAAACUAGUAGUUCCAUCCCACUUCGCCACUUCUGCACUCGGCAAGCCGGGGAACACCAAGGCCAACGCCUUCGGUUUCAACGUGACUCUAGCCAGCAUUGCCAACUUGCCCGGGCUGAACACAAUGGGCCUGACCAUGGCCCGCGUCGACAUCGGGCCGAAUGGGCUUGUUCCUCCUCACGCACAUCCGCGGGCCUCGGAGGUGACCGUCUGUCUCAAGGGGAGCCUCCUGGUGGGCUUUGUGGACACUACGAACAAGCUGUUCACCCAGCAGUUGCGGGCCGGUGAUUCCUUUGUGUUUCCGAAAGGGCUGAUCCAUUUCUUGUACAAUUUGGAUUCUGGGAGUGAGGCCCUGGCGAUUUCUGGGCUCAGUAGCCAGAACCCGGGGGCCCAGAUUGCUUCCCUGGCUACGUUCACUUCCAAGCCUUUGCUGCCCGACGUCGUUCUGGAGAAGGCCUUUCAGAUCACUGGGCAGGAUGUGAUGAGGAUACGCAAGAAUCUUGGAGGAUGAUCGAGUUUGUAUGAAUUUGAUCUAAGAAAAAAAAAACUUAUUUUUUCUUGAUUUUUUCAAUAUUGUAUUGUUCGUCUCUAUAUUUAUUUUGUGAAAGUAAAUGGAAAUGUGUUUUGUUUGAGGCUUUUGUCAAGAAAGAAAAUGAUUCUCAUUAUUUAAGAGUUUAAUCUAACGAUUUUAUCAGUAACGAAGUCAUAAAUCAGAGUGAGGAGAGACUCGAGAUAAUAAAUUGCCAUCAUCGAACUGGAGGUGGGAGUGACUAGUAGCUCUCAUCUUACCACUUAAUAUCAGGAGAGGUUGUAGUCUUUUUCGGAGUACACGUAUCUCCAUCAUUAAAUUUUACGAUGAUCUCAUUUUUUUGAAUUAUAUUUAUAGGUAUAAUAUGCCUCUCUACUAUGACGUUUUAUCAAACAUGUCCCUCUACUAUUUUUUACAUCAAACAUGCGCAUGUACUUUGUAAAAAUGAUCAAACAUGUCCUUUUGUUAAAAUUUUCAUCCAAAAACCGUUAACCAAGGCCGAACUUUAGUUUGGGCGACCAAAGUGACUAAAAUAUCCCUAAUAAAUUCAUUUUAGAAUUUUUUUUAUUCUUUUGUAUAAUCAGAUCAUUCAAAUAAUUUUCACUUUGAAAAGAUCCAGGGAAAUAAAACAGGGGACAAAACUUACAUUUUUCCUCCCAUUUGUCGAUGUCGGGUCGUCUAAAUCUCGGUUCAACCAUGAUUGACGAUUUUUUCAAUGAAAAUUUUAACAGAAGGGCAUGAUUGAUAAGUUUUUCAAAGUACGGGACAUAUUUGAUGUAAAAAAUAGUAGAGGGGUAUGUUUGAUAAAACGUCAGAGGGAUAUAUUAUACCUAUAAAGUAUAAACCCUAAAUGUACCCUCUAAAUCAACUGUUUAUUAAUUGGGUGGAGCCUCCGGUGGAAGCUCCGGCGAGUGUAGUGUGUCGGAAUGAUAUACAAAAUGGCUUGACUUGAGCUAGCUUUUCCGAUCGACUGGUUAUCACCGUCGCCGGGCUCAUUUUUCCUCCGGGCCAAGAUAUAGGAGAUCAUGAACAAGGAUUAAAGGAGACUAAUUAUACCACUCGUAAACAGAAAACCAAAAGAAAUCCCCUCAACCAUCAAUCCAGAAGAAAGCAACAGAGAAAAUGACCCGCCAACUAUUAUUACAUUACAUUACACCAUCCGACUUGCUUUAUUCAGCCAUAAGCUUCUAUAAAAUGGAAACCACCAAAUUUAACCCGCAACGUAUUAUGUUUUCUUUUUCUUUCCCUAUAUUGCCUUAGUGGUGAUAAUCAAAUCUUUUCAUUCUUUAGGCCGGAAAAAGGAAUAAUAAAUGUACAAUGACGUAUUCUUCGGAACAAAUCCUAAUUCCUGAUAUUAAUUAGCUAUUAUAUUCGAAAAUUAUAACAAUAGUCAAAAGACGUGAUCUUGUAGUUUAAUUUUCAUUUUGGGAAAAGUUACAAUUGACUUCAAACUCAUGAUAUGCAAUAUCGAAAGAUGUAUUUGAUAACUUUGUGUGGGUGGAGUAGGAACUUCAUGAAUUGGUGGUAUAUGAAAGAAGUUUUUAGGAUUACGGACGACAAGAAACGAGUGAACUGUGAAGGAAAGCGAAAUUAUUGGAUGCAGUCUUCUCCAUUUCAACUUUGAUCGAUGUAUCAUAGGUGUUGAAAUAUGAACGAUGAAGUCAAACCACGUCACGGUAUUAUUAAAUCCACAAUCAAGCUCAAUAAUGACUCAAAAGCUCACAUUGCCUCCCAACUCUCGAUACAGCCAAAUAUCACUAUAGCUCAGGUCAUCGGUGAUUACAUUGUGAACAAGAAAAAGAAAGAAAAAAAAACUGACAUGUUUG
This is a messenger RNA of Linum trigynum, 6053 nucleotides long. NCBI's taxonomy places the organism in Eukaryota, Viridiplantae, Streptophyta, Magnoliopsida, Malpighiales, Linaceae. The record is from the annotation of a GenBank genome assembly.